Molecule: messenger RNA, 900 nt
Organism: Zerene cesonia (dogface butterfly)
Lineage: Eukaryota; Metazoa; Arthropoda; Insecta; Lepidoptera; Pieridae
Product: mitochondrial inner membrane protease subunit 2
Exons: 1
Coding region: 185-679 (164 amino acids)
Biological process (GO): mitochondrial respiratory chain complex assembly
Cellular component (GO): membrane; mitochondrial inner membrane peptidase complex
Molecular function (GO): serine-type endopeptidase activity
Source: RefSeq, a predicted model, not a curated record
GUCUGAAUUCUGACGUUGGUCGAAUAAAAUUGUCAAAUGUCAAGAGUCCACUGGCUUUGAAUAUGGACAAAAUUCACAAUUGGCAUUAAAAAUUGAAUAUGUUUCCUUUUUAAAAGGAAACUCUAAAUGAUAGACCGACUAUGUCGGUUAAUUUUCAUUGGCACGAAGAAUCACCGGCUCAUCAAUGUGGGUCCGAAGCUUUUUCAGGUCGAUGCUUUUUGGAGUGCCAAUCGGAGUAACUUUCCUGGAUACUGUAGGUUAUGUAGCCAGGGUAGAAGGCAUAUCAAUGCAGCCGGUAUUAAACCCAGAAUCUACGAACACAGACUACGUGUUUCUAUCUCGUUGGUCUGUGAAGGAUUUCAAUAUACAAAGAGGUGACAUAAUCUCACUGGUGUCACCGAAAGAUCCCAAUCAAAAAAUUAUUAAACGCGUUGUAGCUUUAGAAGGUGAUAUUGUGAGUACAUUGGGCUAUAAAAAUCAAUAUGUAAGAGUACCAGAAGGUCAUUGUUGGGUGGAAGGUGAUCACACGGGACACACUUUAGAUAGCAAUACAUUUGGUCCGGUUUCACUGGGUUUAAUUAAUGCAAAGGCCAUGUUUAUAGUGUGGCCACCUAACAGGUGGCAAAGUUUGGAAGUGAAGGUGCCAGAACAUAGAAAACCUGUCAGUACCCAGAUAUAACUAUAUAAUAAUCUAAGUUAAAAGUUUUAAACAGCAUUACAAUACAGACAGCUCUAGAUGUGAUGUGUUAGUUAUAUAAAUUGUUACAAUAUUUAUUACAGAGUGUAGUGAAAUGUAAAUAUUUAAUUUUAUAACAGACUGGUCUUGAUCUGUGCUUAUACUACUGCCAAAUUUGAUGAGCAACUAUUCAACUAAAAGUUUAAUGAAAUUUGCAAACAUUG